Molecule: messenger RNA, 1192 nt
Organism: Pseudo-nitzschia multistriata
Lineage: Eukaryota; Bacillariophyta; Bacillariophyceae; Bacillariales; Bacillariaceae
Source: the annotation of a GenBank genome assembly
GAUGGCUGCUCCGUCUUCGAACUGUUGUGCAUCAAAUUUGAACUACACGCAAUGAUCACCACAAUGUCAUCAAGCUGAUCGUUGACAAUCUUUCCAUUUGCACUAGCUUAGAAAACAACGAAUUAAUAGUACAAUGGCUGAACAUCCUACGAAUGCCGAAACAAUCGCUGAUGCGAAGAUCUCUCCCGGAGACGAUUAUGAAGAGAUUAGAGAACAGGUACGUGACAAGCAGUAAAUGACGAUCCUUGCCUCAGUAUUGACGAGGUGCUGCAAAGAUGCAUUUCGCUCACUUCCCGUUGCGAUGGCCUCAACCAUCGUAAUUUUACCACUUCUAUUAACCUUGCUUAAUUUCAGGACCGUUAUUUGCCGAUAGCGAAUAUCGCCCGAAUAAUGAAGAAUACACUGCCCGAGAACGCGAAAAUUGCGAAGGACUCCAAGGAAACAGUGCAAGAAUGUGUUUCGGAAUUCAUAAGCUUUAUCACAUCGGAAGCAUCGGACAAAUGUCUACAGGAAAAGAGGAAAACAAUAAACGGAGACGAUUUGUUAUGGGCCAUGUCUACCCUUGGAUUCGAUAAGUAUGUAGAGCCUCUCAAGCUGUACUUGAGUAAGUACCGGGAAGCAGUUCGAGGUGACAAACCUGACAAAGCGGCUGCAAGAGCUAGCAGUGCGGGGGUCGACCAGUCUAAGCCGUAGUCUUUUUCAAAACGAAAGCCAGCGAAAAUGGGAAUCCAUCAACGCAAAUUUAUGUUCAAUAUUUGGGAAUGAGGGAAAGAAGCGACAAGGGAAUGCACACACGGACGAUACCCAAUCCCAUUGCUUCGGAGGUCGAGGAGAAUUAGGGAAUGAUCCAUGCAUUUUUUCAGGAAUUCUCGUUUGAGAAACUUGUAGUGCUGACUUGAAAUGAGUUCUUUGGGCUCGUUUAUGGAUGAAAUGCAAGAAAAUACCCAUUGCAUUCAACAUAUCACUUAUCCUGGUUGUCCACACAAACUUGAUAGCUUCAGAAUGCGAUUCCACCACCAAUAUAUCCAAUGAAGUGAACAUUAAUUGUUUUUAUCUCAGCAUUAAUAGGCUAGCGUACAAGGUCUUCUGGGGACCUUCGACUUUGUUCUUCAGCACAGCACCUAAAUGGCUUCCAAAAUCAUGUAAAUAGUACUUCACUAGUAUUACUAGUAGAUAAAAAGCACUUUCUUAU